Molecule: messenger RNA, 330 nt
Organism: Thelazia callipaeda (thelaziosis nematode)
Lineage: Eukaryota; Metazoa; Nematoda; Chromadorea; Rhabditida; Thelaziidae
Source: the annotation of a GenBank genome assembly
AUGGAACAGUAUGGAUGCUAUCAUGAAUUUUCAGAUUGUGGCUUCUGUAAACACCGAUUUCAAACUCUCAAGGAAUGGCGCAUCCACGCAGCAAAGAUCCACAGACGAGAUGGGUAUUGCGCUGCCUGCACGUACUACUUGACUCUCCCACAUGCUUUCACGACUGAACAGAAGCAGGCAGCCGUGGAAGUGCACAUGCUCUACUGCUGUCCAAGGGCACAUGAAUCGAUUUUAGAUGACAGGAGAGUCAAGCGCAACAGAUUAGAGCUGACAGAAACGGGUGAAAUGGCACAGCAUCUUCACUCUCCAGGUGAGAUAUUUUUCUAUUAA